Messenger RNA from Osmia bicornis bicornis, 1830 nucleotides. RefSeq lists its product as uncharacterized. NCBI's taxonomy places the organism in Eukaryota, Metazoa, Arthropoda, Insecta, Hymenoptera, Megachilidae. The coding region runs from base 16 to 1830 and encodes 604 amino acids. The record is from RefSeq and is a predicted model, not a curated record. The transcript is spliced from 5 exons.
AUAUCACAAAAGGACAUGCGUGAGGCAGGACGAAGGAGCGCAAUCAGUACGUCUCAGCUUGGGCUUUAUUCCGAUCACAGUGAUCGAUACAACAGAAAUCGAUACAGCUCUGUCACAAGGAAAUUUGCGAUUGGAGUUAUGGUAGUGGUUGUAGUGAUACUUGUUGCGAUAUUCUUAUACGACUUCACAUCCGCCACGUCGGUGAACAGCAAACUGAAUCAGGAAACAAAGCACAUCUACAUCCUGCAGAAUGCUCUGAAGAAACCUUUAAACAUCACAAAAAAGUUCUCCAUUUCCACCGUUUCGCCCGAAGUGAAUAGCACCAACUCUAUUCGCAUCGAGAAUCGCUCGGACAAUGAAAAUCCUGGGAAUCCUUUCUUCUACGAUGAGACGGACGAGUAUAAAGUACCCGAUGCCGAGAUCAGAUCUCAGAACUUGAAUAAUUUUAAAUUGCGCAAGAGAGUGCUGAAAUCCAUCGAAAACAAGGAGGAAGAAGCGGAGGGCAAACAGUUGUUCGACAAUCAUGCUCUCGUCUAUCGUGUGAGGCAACGGUACAAGCACCCAGAUUCGAACGAAGACAUGGAAAGUUCAGAAGAGAGCCGACCAGUUCCUUUCCAUUGGGAAUUGAAGACUCCUCAGCCAACCUCGUUCAAACGACAAAGGUAUCCUCAGCUGUCACAGUACAGGUAUCCCCAUGCCUCUAGGAACAUUCAAGAGAUCAUUAAAUAUUUGACGAAUGAUGCUGACGUGCCGAAUCGAGGCAUCAAAUUCACCGGUGUCUACGUGAAUCCGAAGAAGUACGACUUGAUUCCUGAACUUGGUGGGAUGAUGUCCAACAGCGACAGGUCAGAAGAGGACGAUGGUUCUUACUCGGUGAACGAAGAUCCGUUUUAUCAGUACAAACCCAAACAUCCGGCUGACGUGAAUCUGCUGGCCACGUCGAACUUCAGGUUCUCCCCAACUGGACUUCACAGAUACAAUUACGACGCGUAUGGACGUCCAGUGAAUUACAACAAAGCACCAUCACCCGAUGCUCAAUAUGAAAAUUCCGGUUCCUAUUCGAACAGUUACUCGAAGAGGAGAAAGCCAAAGCCGUUUAGUGUCAUGUUGGAUAUUUAUCCAAUUACAGACAUCGUGGAACAAAAUAAAAAAAUCACAAGGCCGAGACAGGUGCCUGUAGAAGACUAUGAAUUAAGAAGACCGAUUCAGUAUAAUAGAGGGCCGAAAUUUUACGCGCCACCCCCUCAGUCUGUGACAGGGAUGUCUACGCAAGCAAUGACCGAUGAAGAAGAGAGACAGCAAAUGAUAUUCCAUUUGAAUUUAUAUCCCAGAAAGAAGAACAAGAUGAGCAGGCAUGAUAUAAUUCAAAGAUCGGAAUCAAUGGAUCCUGAAGAGCAACAGCAAUUCGUGAACAAAGUUUGGUCACCUUUGGAGACGAUCGCCAAACACCUGGCUGUUGAGCGAUCAAAAUUCGUGGACAACGAGAUGGAGGACAAUUUAGCCUCCAUUCGGUAUCAAGAAACUACUCUUGAUAAUGAAAAUGAAACGAGAAAGUUUGAUCAAAUGAACGAUUCUUCGAGCCAAAAUGAUUCCAUCCCAUCUAAUCAUAAAUCUAUUAUCGAAGAAGAUUUUGGGAGCACAGAGAAAUACGAGUAUGAGGCCCAAAAAAUCGUGGGCACCACUACAGAAAGCAAGUGCGAUGACUGUAAUACUACUAUCAGUUUAGAUGAAACGACUACUAAUGAAACAAAAAGUGCUGAAGUUUCGAAAGAUGUUGACACUAUUGAAGGAUUCAAACGAUUCAGCGAUAGCAUCUCUAAAACCAAUUAA